This is a messenger RNA of Fusarium pseudograminearum CS3096, 612 nucleotides long. RefSeq lists its product as uncharacterized. Bases 1 to 612 code for a protein of 203 amino acids. NCBI's taxonomy places the organism in Eukaryota, Fungi, Ascomycota, Sordariomycetes, Hypocreales, Nectriaceae. The transcript has a single exon. The record is from RefSeq and is a predicted model, not a curated record.
AUGCGUGUACACGUGCAACAACAAAGCCCCUCGGUCUCUCAGGUGGUAGAGGGCACCCACCUCCAAAAAUACGACAAGAAAUCGGCCAAGGAAUGGGAGGAAGUCUUUGAGAAGUUUCCUGUUCACUUGCACUGGCUGGUGACGGACGUGACCAGACCCUUGAUGUCCGGCCUCAUCCCUGAUUACCCCAUACACUGCAGCAAAGCUCAACAAUACACAUGGGCCCGGGUUCUCAAGACUGCUCUCGCGUUUGGUCCUGCGAAAUACGUUAGAUGCUAUCACUCCUACGGGGCAAUCGGUGAUGGUCGUCCUACUUCUUCCUCGUCUUCUCCCGAAGACGAAAUCCCACUGUCUCCUCCUACUCUGACAUAUCGAGAGCUUGUGGCAAAUUCCGUUCCUGAUCUUGUUGAACAGGAGCCGUCGGUAUUACUCUUGCCUCCUGGACUAGAGGAACUUUUCUCCGCUCCCCUAAAUAGACCAGGAGACGGUUGUGAGCUAUGCUCCCAUUACAUGAAUGGGCAUUGUCCAGCUUCUUCAGACUUUAUCAAGCGGGUGGCAUAUCUCCGGAAAUGUCUAAUCCAAGUACUGUUGGCUAAGGGCAUUCUUUUUUAA